Symbiodinium necroappetens is the source of this 1510-nucleotide messenger RNA. NCBI's taxonomy places the organism in Eukaryota, Dinophyceae, Suessiales, Symbiodiniaceae. The record is from the annotation of a GenBank genome assembly.
GCGGCCUUCAACGCGCCGCGGGAUGUGGUGGUGACCGGCUCGCCCGGCAUCGGCAAAUCCUUCUCCAUGCCCUUCUUGUUCCGCGAGCUCAUGAAAGCAAACAAGACCUUUGUCUUCGAAGCACGCAGGUGGAAUAUGGUGUACUUGUUCAAGCCGCGCGCCAACACCUACGAGGUCGGCAGCAUGACACGGAAAGACUGGGAGCCGGCAGCGUGUGAAGAGCUGAAAGCCCUUGCGAACUACUAUGUCAUCGACCCCGGCGCGGCAGAAAACGGAGGCAUCUGUUUUGUGAACGCGAAGACUGUUGUCGCCCCCUCACCUGAUCCGCAGCACCUUGGAGAGUGGAAGAAGCUCAACCUAGAGUACUUGUUCAUGGCCGCGUGCAGCUUGCAGGAGGCCCGGUGCAUUCUCAAGUAUCUCCGUCCCGAAUUGAACAAGAACCAGGUGGACGAGCGCUACAGACGAUUUGGUGGUAUUGUUCGACACCUGAUUGGCGACCCUGAGCCGGUGGAGAAAGCUCGCAACGAUACCCUGUCGAACCAGAACUUGGUCAGGCGGGUUUGGAAUUCGGGCAUCGUUGAUCAGGGACGCGAGUUGAAGCCCGCGCACUUUCUCUUCCAGAUAGUACCAGAAGACGAUGCCACCAAGAGCAGGGUUGAGUUUGUUAGCGAAGAGGCACUAGACCUGACCAUUCACGAGUAUGAGGAGGAACUGGCUGACCUUUUGACAACGUUUGACCCGCUUGCAAAGCCCAUCCUCGGAGUUCUCUACGAACGCCUCGCGCACCAAGUGCUCUUCCGGGGGACGUUGCUGCUGACGCGAAUGGCCAACGUCACCGUUCCCAUGUUCGAGAUGCGGCUUCCGCCACUCGAUGUAGAAGUCGUGGACGGCAGCAUCGCCGAUCUUUUCAAAGCUGCCACCACCGGGCAGCCACGAUACAUGCGGCCCAGAGAUGAGGGCCUGCCGGUCAUUGAUUCAUGCCUGGCUCCUGUUCAGGACCCGAACAGCAUGUGUUCUGUCAAAGACGGCGUGAUGACAUGCUUCCAGAUCACCGUCAGCGCAAAACACCCCCUGGAUCUUCUCGCCUUGGAACAUGCUGCACAGGAUCUCGGCAUCACCAAGAUUGUUGUUUACUGGGUCGUUCCCAGAGACAACUUUCGAGAGUUCAACCGCCAGCAGACUUCCGGGCAUACACUUGAAUUCGAGCAGCGCGUCCUUUCGCUCGAUGCUCCCCGCAAUCCCUUCACCAAGACGGAGAUGCAAGAGCGGUUGCGGAAGGCUGAGCUUUCUAAGCUUACCACAGAAGACCAGCAGCUCCUCAACAAAGAGAGUGAUGAUCUGAAGCUCCGGUACUUGGUUAUGAAAUCUUUCGAAAAACAAGAUGUCCAGAACAUGAUCAAUGCAGUGUUAAAACAGGGGAAAAGAAAGAAAAACCAGGAUCCUGUACCUCUGCGCGCAGCACGAGCUUGGGAUGAGAUUGUUGCCUGUAUGACUCGGACAAAACAGAGAG